AUGGCCGACUACGCUCAUUACUUUGUAAGUCUCCCUUCGAACUACAGUAAUCCGCAAAACACGGCGAUAUUUUUUUCAAAAAAUCGACCUUCUCCAGGCCUGCCGCCAUUUCCUCCGAGAGAACACCGGAAUCGAGCUCUUUUUGCUGGCCAUGAUCCACAUCUUGGUGGUGGCGAACCUGUCGCUCGGGCUGGGCUACGCACUCAUGAGUCGGAUCGUGAAGAACUACCGGACCGCCCUCACCAUUCUCCCCACUAUGGCCAUGUUGGAGUACAUGCGAGUGUACAAAAAGUCGCCGUUCGAGAGAGCCCAAAAUCCGGAGCUGGCGGCGAAACGCGAGGCCGGCGGAAUGAGUGUCACAGAGCAUGGAGAAGGUGAGUUGAGGGGAAAAAUCAAAAAAAAAAAAAAAAAAUUUUUUGAAAUUUUUGUGUGGGGUACCAUGGAUGACAACUUACAUUUUUUUUAUGAAAGUUGGAAAAUAUUUUCUAAAUAGGCCACAUUUCGGUGAAAGUUCCUUAUUCUGGCCACAAACUUAUAACUUUGCGGAAACUGGACAGAAAUAGCCCAAAUUUGGCGUGCUGGCUCAAUUCAUCGUUGUCAAUUCCCGGACAGUGGAUUUAGUUAGUGAGUUACCUUCUUUUUUACGUACCACCUUACCCUUCAAAAACGGCUGCAGCCUGCGACUUUACAAUUUAUACGAUGAGACCUGUCCGGAACUAAACUUAUUGCCUCCGUAUAGAAUUAAACGAGUCGUCAUAGCCUUCGUCGUCAUAGCCCUUAAGACCAUAAAGCUACUAUAGUAAUUCAGCUUUAGUUCCCAAGCUUGGGCGCAGUUCGCAGAGUACCUUUGUUGUGGCCAGAAUAAGGAACUUUUUCCAAAUCGUCUAGACAGGACGCAUUUCCAACCUUAAAAUUUCUAGCUCGCAAUCACCACUCGCAGCGGAGGUAUCAAAUAUUAUAUUUUCAAGCCUAAAAUUUCAAAUUUUUUUUUUAUUUUUGAAAAUUUCUCAAAGCAAACUUUUCAGGAGCCCUCCCAGAAGACGAUCCUGAAAGUUCUGACGAGGCAGUACCUUCCGAACCAUUUUAUUACUACCACAGAGACUCUUGA
Messenger RNA from Bursaphelenchus xylophilus (pine wood nematode), 1108 nucleotides. Lineage: Eukaryota; Metazoa; Nematoda; Chromadorea; Rhabditida; Aphelenchoididae. The record is from the annotation of a GenBank genome assembly.